AUGUCAAAACAUUCGUUACGCCAGAGCAAACACCAGAUUAGAAAGAACAAUCGGUCGCCUUCACCUUCGAAAAGACAAGUGUUCUGCUGUUUUUUUUUCUCCAGAAAUUAAAGCGAUUUAUUGUGUGUUGUGAUAAAUAUUCAUCCAUUAGUAGCUGUCAUCCAGCAGUCGUGAGGCUGGGAACCAAGAAGCGUGCCAAUGCUCGUGCUCGGUAGUGACGUAAAGACAGCGAGAAGCGAUCUUUGUCCCUUGUGUUGACUUUCGUUCGAGGCGCAUUCAUCACCCGUACACAUGUAGUUCAAUCCGGUCGUCUCUAAUCUGGUCCAUUCUUUCAUCUUAUCAUUGCUUUCUCUGAGCGUCACCAGCGACAGCAAAAAUAAAAGCAGUAACGAACAUUAUCACCUGCACAUUGCAAAAACUUUUAAAAAGCAAAACGUACACAAACGACAAAGAGAAGAGGACAGAAAACUGUGCAAACGGGAUUUGCAUUUUAUUCAAAUCAGUUUCAGGGUGAUCAUUCCAGCUGAGAGCAGAAUGAAAGAUUACCUGUUGCUGUAUCAACCAGCUGGACUGUAUCAGAAAGUUUUGCUGCUCGCAGUAUUAUCAGCGGCGCUCUGUUGUGCCACAAGCGGCGGCGCUGAUGCCAGAGACUGGUGGCAGGAUACGGUUUUCUAUCAAAUAUACCCUCGGUCCUUUAAGGACAGCGACGGCGAUGGGAUUGGUGAUCUGCGGGGUAUCACCUCUAGUUUGGGACAUCUGGCAGACGCUGGCGUGGGGGCAACAUGGCUAUCGCCCAUCUUCCAAUCUCCGAUGGUAGAUUUCGGCUACGACAUUUCCGAUUACUUCCAAAUUCAGCCCGAGUACGGGACGAUGGAAGAUUUCGACGCGAUGAUGACGGAAGCGAAUCGAUUGGGAAUUAAGAUUAUACUGGAUUUCGUCCCCAAUCACAGCAGUGACCGGUGCGAGUGGUUUCAGAGGUCGGUUGCGCGGAAGCCGGGUUACGAAGAUUUUUAUGUGUGGCACGAUGGAAAGGAAAAUCCGGGUGGGGGAGAUCCUCUCCCACCCAAUAAUUGGCAAUCGGUGUUUUAUGGAUCGGCAUGGACGUUUCAUCCGGAACGGGGUCAGUAUUAUCUGCAUCAGUUUACCCGAGAACAACCGGAUUUCAACUUUCGCAAUCCGGCGGUGGUUAAGAAGAUGAAAGACGUGAUGUUGUUCUGGCUGGAGAAGGGUGUUGCUGGAUUUCGGAUUGAUGCGGUGAAUCAUUUGUUUGAGGUAGAGGAUUUCAGAGAUGAACCUGAAACUGGAACGGAUCGGGACCCGCUUUCAUAUGGAUUUACACAUCAUUACUAUACAAAGGAUUUGCCUGGAUCCUACGAUCUGAUCUACCAGUGGCGUGAUGUUUUGGAUGAUUGGAAGAAACAAAAUGGAGGACCAACUCGAAUAAUGAUGACUGAGGCUUACGCCAACAUUAGUUUCACCAUGAAGUACUAUCGUUCGGCUGAUGGUACUUGCAAUGGAGCUCACAUUCCGUUUAACUUUUUGCUGGUUACCGAUCUGGAUCGCACAUCAACGGCUCAGGAUUUUGUCUUCGCCAUUAACAAGUGGUUGAUUUAUAUGCCGCGUGAUAGGGAUGCCAACUGGGUUGUCGGGAAUCACGAUCAACCGAGAGUGGCUUCGCGAUACGGGGUGGAGCGGAUCGAUGUUAUCAAUACGUUACUGAUGACGCUGCCUGGGAUUGCCAUUACGUACAACGGGGAAGAAAUCGGGAUGGAGGACUAUAUGAAUAUCUCGUGGGAAGAUACCAAGGAUACCGCUGCUAAAAAUACAAACAGACAGGUUUACAUGCAGUAUACACGAGAUCCGGAACGGACGCCGUUCCAGUGGGAUGGUACUAAAAAUGCUGGCUUUUCAACGGCCAACAAAACUUGGUUGCCUGUGAACCCUAACUACGUUCGGUUGAAUUUGGAACGGCAGCGAAAAUCCAGGACCAGUCACUAUCAGAUGUAUCGGGAGCUUGUCGAAAUCAGGAAGCAUGAUACGUUCCGGAGAGGAUCGAUACAACUGAUUCCGUAUAACGAUGAGGUGAUCACUCACAUCAGAGAACUUCCAUCGGAAGAUACGUUCGUAGUAGUCCUGAAUCUUAGCCCACAUGAGCAUAUGAUUGAUCUUUUGAUUUUCCCUCGAUUGUCGGAGGAAUUGAGAGUAGCUCUGGUGUCACCGACCUCCACACUCAGAGUAGGUGAUAAGGUUCGGCGCGCUAGGUUAACAAUCGGGGCGUACGAUUCAUUGAUUCUACGAGACAACGUUGGCUCCCGUCAGCGGCGCGCUUCCCCACGCCUUCCGGCUUCAUUUCAGGGCACAAUAAAGGAGAUGGCUGUAAUUGCGGCGGUAAUGAUUGCGCUCGGCACUGGAAGUUACAUUCUCUACCGCCGUGGCGAUGUUUUUGACCGACAGCCCAUUAGCUGGAGCGGAUGGGUGUGGGAUAAGUGUCCUUUUUUCUCCCCGUGAAACGCGCCGCUCGCGCUCAAGUGUUUGUGCACAUUGUGUACAACGAGUCCCAAACGGCGGCGGGGAACAAUUACAAGGAUGUUGAUGAAGUACCGGAUGGGCACCCGCACCCUGUAGUAAUUUCCAACUCCAUAAGCGGCGUGGCACAACUGGAGGUAAUCAACGUGGUAGCAGUGUUGCCAGACGGUUAUCUGUAGGUAUUAUGAAGAACACUAUUGUAAAAUAUGAGAAAUACAG
Molecule: messenger RNA, 2745 nt
Organism: Toxorhynchites rutilus septentrionalis
Lineage: Eukaryota; Metazoa; Arthropoda; Insecta; Diptera; Culicidae
Product: maltase 2-like
Exons: 7
Coding region: 535-2508 (657 amino acids)
Biological process (GO): carbohydrate metabolic process
Source: RefSeq, a predicted model, not a curated record